Photinus pyralis (common eastern firefly) is the source of this 614-nucleotide messenger RNA. RefSeq names its product small nuclear ribonucleoprotein Sm D2 (gene SmD2). Gene Ontology annotation, biological process: spliceosomal snRNP assembly; RNA splicing. The coding region runs from base 112 to 468 and encodes 118 amino acids. Gene Ontology annotation, cellular component: U4/U6 x U5 tri-snRNP complex; U5 snRNP; precatalytic spliceosome. Gene Ontology annotation, molecular function: RNA binding. The transcript has 2 exons. NCBI's taxonomy places the organism in Eukaryota, Metazoa, Arthropoda, Insecta, Coleoptera, Lampyridae. The record is from RefSeq and is a predicted model, not a curated record.
GUAAACUAUGCUUAAUUACCGAAGCGCAAAUCGGAAGAAAACGCAUACACAACAUAACCUCAAACUAUUUUGUUUUCGGCACAUUACACGGUUUAUUAAAAUAAUAUAAUCAUGGCGCUCACAAAGCCGAAAUCGGAGAUGUCAUCGGAAGAACUGCAAGCACGCGAAGAGGAAGAAUUCAACACAGGACCUCUAUCAGUCUUGACGCACUCCGUCAAGAACAACACUCAGGUUUUAAUUAACUGCCGUAACAAUAAGAAACUGUUGGGUCGAGUGAAAGCUUUUGAUCGGCACUGUAAUAUGGUGCUGGAGAACGUUAAAGAGAUGUGGACUGAGGAACCGAGACCGGGCAAGGGAAAGAAAAAGUCCAAACCCGUUAACAAAGAUAGAUUCAUACCUAAAAUGUUUUUGAGAGGAGAUUCGGUCGUUCUGGUUGUUAGAAACCCCAUUAAUCCUAGUAGUAAAUAGUGUGUUUUUAGUUUGGUAAAAACAACGUAUUAUUACAUAAUUUUUGUAAACCGGAAGUAACUUUUAAGGUUGAAAUUCUUAUCUUUCAUUUAUUUAGUAUGGAAUACUUGACUUACUUUAAGAAUGAAUAAAAACAUCAAAGACUA